Elaeis guineensis (African oil palm) is the source of this 2811-nucleotide messenger RNA. RefSeq names its product rust resistance kinase Lr10. Lineage: Eukaryota; Viridiplantae; Streptophyta; Magnoliopsida; Arecales; Arecaceae. The record is from RefSeq and is a predicted model, not a curated record. Gene Ontology annotation, molecular function: polysaccharide binding; protein kinase activity; ATP binding. Gene Ontology annotation, biological process: protein phosphorylation.
UCUGCACUUAUACCAGUCAAGAAUGAACCGCUUCUAUUUUUCCAGUCAACGCUCUCUGGUCGUCCUAGCAUUUUUAACUUUUUAGGCUGGGGGGAGAUGCGCGACCGAUAUCUUGGUCGCAUUUGCAAAGGCCAUUCACAUGAGAGAGGAGGGGGGAGAGAGGAGAGAGUCCGAGAGCCUCCUAUUAACAAUAGUAGCAUGGAACUCCUCAUUUCCUUCUUCUCCAUCCUCAUCUUUUUCCUCCGUCUCCUCACACCUUCCCAAUCCCAGACGGACUCGUAUUACUAUGAUAAGUGUGCCCCCUCCAAGUGUGGUACCGUUACCGUGGCAUUUCCCUUCUCCUCGUCUGAGACUUUUUGUGCCCCCCCUGGCUUCGAGAUCAGUUGCUCCUCCUCCAUCCCCACCCUCACGCUCUCUGAUGUCCCUUACCAAGUGAAUCAAAUCUUCCGCACUGAAGCCGUGAUCGUAGUCUCUGACACCCAGCUCACCAAGAACCUCCAGUCCAACACCUGCGAUGGCCUCCAGAGCCACUUCCUCCCAGCAGCCAAGUUUACUCCUUUCCAACUCCCAUCGUGGGGCAUCAACCUUAACUUCUCCUUGUGCAGCCGUCAUGGUGAACUUCCUUCAAAUUUCACACAAGUUGCUGUGAAUUGUAGUGGGGGCUGUGCUGGGAAUGAAAGUCUCUAUGCAUUCCCUCCAUCUAACGGCAGGUAUGAUGGGGAUUCUGCGCUUCCAACACCCUGUGUUCAUGCUGCACUCCCAGUGCAGCUGGCAAGCCUUCUGAAGAGGGGCAAUAAUCUCGCAGAUAGGGAUGAUGUUUUUAGUGUGUUGAAUGAAGGGUUCCCGCUGCAGUGGGACAACUUCACAUAUUGCUGGGAAUGUGAGGAGAAGGGUGGCCGGUGUGGGUAUAACCGGAGCACUAAAAAUACAACAUGCUUUUGCAAGAAUGAAUGCAGUCAAGGAGGACAUUUGGGCACUGGCAGGUCCAAAGCAUGGAAGAUCAUUGUAGCGGUGGUGGUCCCAACUACAUUCGUUUUGCUAGCAGGACUGGUCGCAUUUAUCAAGUUCAGAUCAAGUGCCUUGUCCAUCUUUAACGACCUCUCCAUUAGAAGCAUGAGCCGAAGUGGCAAUGUCGAUGUUGAAGAGUUCAUGAAGAGCUACCGAUCAAUGCUGCCCUCUGAAUUUUCCUACACCGCUGUGAAGAAAAUUACAGAUGGCUUCAAAGAAAAGUUGGGUGAAGGCGGCUAUGGAAAUGUAUACAAAGGGAAAUUACCAAACGGUCAACUAGUUGCAGCUAAAAUUCUUGAGAAGUCCAAGAAUAAUGGUCGUGAUUUUGUUAAUGAAGUUGCUACCAUUGGUAGGAUUCACCAUGUCAACAUCAUACGGCUUUUGGGAUUUUGCUGUGAUGGCUCACAUCGAGCUCUAAUCUAUGAGUUCAUGCCAAAAGGAUCACUUGGAGAUCUUAUAUCAAAGGAAGAGAUAACACAUACUAUUGGAGUUCCACGACUGCUAAAAAUUGCUAUAGGGAUUGCUCGGGGUAUUGAGUAUCUUCACCAGGGAUGUGAGAAAAGAAUCUUGCACCUAGAUAUCAAACCUCACAAUGUUUUGCUUGACGAUAAUUUCCAUCCCAAGAUCUCAGACUUCGGAUUAGCGAAGUCCUACUCACAUAAAGACAGCACUGUAACUUUGACGGGUGGUGCUCGGGGGACCGUUGGCUAUAUAGCUCCUGAAGUGUUCAUGAGAAACCUUGGAGGUGUUUCACGCAAGUCUGACGUCUAUAGCUACGGGAUGCUACUGUUGGAGAUGGUAAUGAGGAAGAAGAAUGAGACAGUACCGGAGACAGAACACUCUAGCAAAGAGUACUUUCCCGACCGGAUAUAUGAUCAAUUAAAGCAGUGGUCAGACGUGGAGAGGGAAGAUGUGGUAAUAGAAGAAGAUACCAGUAUUUCGAAAAAGAUGGUCAUGGUAGGCUUGUGGUGCAUACAAACAAAUCCUGUCAAUCGUCCUUUCAUAAGUACAGUACUGGAAAUGCUAACAGGGGAGGUAGAACGCAUUCAAAUGCCUCCAAAACCUGUCUUGUUUUCUCUACCAAGGCAACAAUUGGAGUGUAAUAUAUCUUAUACAGAUACAGGCGAAGAAGGUUCACUUCAUACUCCCGAGACGGAGUAGUAUUUGUAACUCUCCAAUCUGUAUAAGAUGAUCCAAGAAAAAGGUUUAGAAGUCAUGAAGAGCAGGUAAGGGUGUCCUCUUUUACCGGAGUACCACCUGUUACCAAUUAUGCAGAGGAAAGAUUAAUCAAAAAGACCAUGGAAACACUUUUAAAUAGGGAAUUCCUCUGGAGUGGCUUUGUGAUGAUCGGUAGAAGAAGAGGCUCAGAGAGAGAGAGAACAAAGCAUGCAGCUGCCUACAUGAAUGAAGAAUGAUUGCUAGGUUGAAGCGACAUGGAGCCUGUUUACCACCAAAUUUGCGUCUUUGCAGGUAAGCUCAAAAGUUUGUCAUUAUGCAAAAGAAUACUUGCCAUGGCUAUCCAUUCAAUUCAAGUCGCCAAGUUAUGAGAUGGCAUAACCAGACUUGAGCUCUAGACCUCGCAAAAUACUGUGUUUACCUUGCGAUUUCUUCUUUCACAAAUCACUCACAAGAAAGAUAUGUGAGUUUGAAUAGGGGAUUAUUUCUGAAUAUGAUCAAGAAACGUUCUGGUGUAUGGUCUCCAGUAGCAUGUGCUAUCUUAUUUAGGCUGGUUGGUUGACCGCAUGAUUGCUUGUUUGCUACCCGUCAAGUUCUAAUAAUUAAAAUAACUAAAAUAUUGUUCAA